Meloidogyne enterolobii is the source of this 315-nucleotide messenger RNA. The record is from the annotation of a GenBank genome assembly. Lineage: Eukaryota; Metazoa; Nematoda; Chromadorea; Rhabditida; Meloidogynidae.
AUGAUAAUUUUUGGAUGGAUAUGUACUUCUAUCAGUCGUCAAUUAGUUCCAAUAUUUUUUCCAAGUCCUUACCCUUUAGGUUUUAUAAUCAUGGAUUGUUUGGAUUUAGUUUUGAUUUUUGUUGGAUGUGCCAAUACUUUUGUUCUUUAUACUUGCAGGUUGGAAAAAAUGAAAGUUGGGGAUAUUUUUAGUGUAUGUAUAUAUGUUACGACCCCGCUUACGAAGAGGAAGCUAACAGAACGUUUAUCGCACAAAGAAAGUACAAAGCAGAUGAAGGUUGUGGUAGGAAGAACUAAAACACAGACCGAGAACUAA